This is a messenger RNA of Thermothelomyces thermophilus ATCC 42464, 2758 nucleotides long. RefSeq lists its product as uncharacterized. Gene Ontology annotation, biological process: magnesium ion transport. Gene Ontology annotation, molecular function: magnesium ion transmembrane transporter activity. The record is from RefSeq and is a predicted model, not a curated record. Gene Ontology annotation, cellular component: membrane. The transcript has 3 exons. NCBI's taxonomy places the organism in Eukaryota, Fungi, Ascomycota, Sordariomycetes, Sordariales, Chaetomiaceae. The annotation marks the transcript as partial.
CAACGGUGAAAUCUUCUUCCCUCAUCUAUUCUUAAAGAGUCUUUGUAAGAGCACACACAGUACAACCAUAUCCGUACGAGAUUAUAUAUAUAAGUCCUACCAACUCUACUACCAUCAGACAACCAUGGCAACUUCACAACCUUCACAACCGUUACAACCUACCACGCCAGGCCAAACGUCAAGGCCAGAUGCCGAUGCUGUCCUUGAUGUUGCCUCUUACAACAGGGGAGACUUUGAACUACCCGUCGUGACGGUGCAUCCCAGCCAGCACGACGGCGUGCGGUCCACCGUGUUCCAGCGCCUGGGGCGGCCGCAUGACUACGACCUGGGCCGCCUGGGCCGCCUCCCCUUCGAGAUUGUGUCGCUCAUCUGCCUCGAGCUGGACGUCUCGUCCGCCGUCCGCUUCAGCCAUGUCAACCGUACCGCCCGCGAGGUGCUCGCCUCCAUCCGCGAGUUCCGCCACCUCGGCGCCCACGCGCUCGAGUGCCUUUGCGUGCUCCUACGGACCGGCCUCGCGCCCCACGUGGGCAUCCUGGACGUCUACUCGGCCCUCACCACCCAGCACUGCGCCCUGUGCGGCUCCUUCGCCGGCUUCUGCUUCCUCCCCACCGCGACCCGCUGCUGCCUCACCUGCGUCGCCUCAGCGCCCGCCACGCAGAUGAGCUACCUGAGCCGGGUGGCCGACGCCGCGGGCUGCUCACGCACCGACCUGGAGCGGCGGCUGCCAGUGCUGCACACUCUCCCAGACAGACGCAGGUGCAUUGUCGCGGCGCAGCACGCCCUCCAGUCGCUCCGCGAGGCCGGGCUGGAGGACCCCGAGGAGGCCAUCAGCCGGUGGCCCGACUCGCUGACCUUGAGGUUCCAGGCGGCCACCAGCCUGCCUUUCCUGGACCGGGCCACGGGCCAGGCCGAGCCGGGAGUCUCGUGCAAGGGGUGCCAAAUCGCAUUCGAGAGCGACUUCUCGGAUGACCACCUCGAGCUCCGGGACCGCUUCUAUUCAAAGUCGGGCUUCUUGGAGCACUUUGACGAUUGCGAGCCGGCUCAGAAGCUGUGGAGCUCCAGCCAGCAGGGUACGGCCCCCGUAGAGGAGCCGCAGUGGACAGGCCUGGGCAGGACCUUUACAGCGCCGUGUGGACGACGGCAUUCGCUUGCUCGGUCAGAGCCGGGAGGAGCCAUGCGUUCUUGGCUACCGCCGCCCGGCCUGGCGCACCGCUCAUUGCCAUCGCCAUUCCCGUCCUCAUUGACCGCAUUAUCCUCUGACGACGAUGACAGUCCCGAAGGCGAGCUCCAGAAUUGGUCCAGCCUGAUUGGCAUCGUCACCGCCAUCUGCGGCAACGUGCUGAUCGCCCUGGCCCUCAACGUCCAACGGUACGCCCACAUCCGGCUGCACCGUAAGAGAGCCCGAAUACGAGAGCGCGCGAGGCAGGCCACACGCCAUGCAGGUGCCGGGUCACAGGGCCGGGGUUCGGGACAGUACGGGGCCGCCAUCUCGUCAAGUCGCGCUUCCAAUGGCACCUUCAAUGGCGCGCUCGACCGGUACGUCGGCGCCCGGUACAACGCCGAGGAAGACGCCCGCGACUCGUCCGAGACCGAACCCCUCGCACAGUCCUUCCACUCGGAUGGCUCGGACGGCGGCGACGGCGACGGCGACAACGGCGACUACAGCAACUUUGAUACGCCAUCCAAGAUCUCCACCUCUUACCUAAAAGACCCCUACUGGUGGCUGGGGCAGGUCUUGAUCACGAUCGGCGAGAUGGGCAACUUCUUGGCCUACGGCUUCGCCCCGGCCUCCAUCGUUAGCCCACUCGGGGUGGUGGCCCUGGUGUCGAACUGCGUGAUCGCGCCCAUCUUCUUCAAGGAGGUCUUCCGGCAGCGGGACUUUUGGGGCGUCAUCAUUGCCACCACGGGCGCCGUCACGGUCGUGCUGAGCGCAGAGACCGAGGAGACAAAACUGGGGCCGCACGAGGUGUGGGAUGCUAUCACGACCAUGGAGUUUGAGAUCUACAUGGCCGUCAGCUGUGCCCUCAUCGUGUUGCUCAUGUGCCUGAGCCCCCGGUACGGCCACAAGACCAUCCUGAUUGAUCUCGGCCUCGUGGGGCUGUUUGGCGGCUACACGGCCUUAUCCACCAAGGGCAUCUCCUCGAUGCUGUCUUCGACCCUGUUUGGCGCCUUCGCCACGCCGGUCACCUACGUCCUCGUGUUUGUCCUCCUGUUUACCGCCAUCAUGCAGGUCCGCUACGUCAACAAGGCGCUCCAGCGCUUCGACUCCACCCAGGUCAUCCCAGUCCAGUUCGUCCUAUUCACCCUGAGCGUCAUCAUUGGCAGCGCCGUCCUCUAUCGCGACUUUGAGCGCACCACCGCCCAACAGGCCGUCAAGUUCAUCGGCGGCUGCCUCUUCACCUUCUUUGGUGUCUUCCUCAUCACCAGCGGCCGGCCGCGGCAGGACGACGACGAGGAGCCCGCCCUCUCCGAUGCAGAGGGUAUUGAGGAAACCAUUGGGCUUGCGGAACAGGACCGCGCAUCGCCCCCGACCCCGCCCCAACCCCGCCGCCGCCGUGCGGCCUCGCGGGCAGACGGUUCUUCUCGGGCCUCGCGGGUCAGCUUCUCGGACGUUGACGAGCACAUCUCCGACCAACGCACCCCCCGCUCAACCCCGAGCCUCCGGAAACACUUUGUCGACAGCCGCCAAUACCAACCCCACUUCGAGGACGAAGAUGAUGACGAGCAAGCCCUCUUGCUGUCUAACCCCUGGCAAGAG